Symbiodinium sp. CCMP2456 is the source of this 354-nucleotide messenger RNA. The record is from the annotation of a GenBank genome assembly. NCBI's taxonomy places the organism in Eukaryota, Dinophyceae, Suessiales, Symbiodiniaceae.
AUGCGAACAGUCUUGUUCGUCGACCUGCUGUUGGCCGCCGCCGUGUCCCACAACACCUCUGUGAGAGGCUUUGGACCCAUCCGACACUUUGUCCAUGCAGCCACUGCCAUCGGACGUGACGAGGAUGUAUCUCACAAGAUCCGCAUACUGAACUGGAACAUCCUGGCCCCCUCGUGGGACAACAAUGUGGGGAAGAAGGACAAAUCUGCGCAAUGGCCGUUUCGACUGCCAAAGCUCAUGCACGAGAUGCGCCUGCGCAAACCCGAUAUCAUUGUCUUGCAGGAGGUGGAGGUGAUCCUGUGGGAGGAGCAGAUCAAGCCCUUCCUGAAAUCUCAUGGCUUUCAGUCUGCCUAC